AGAUCGCAGCGAUCGGGCCUCCGCUUCCGGCGGCGGGAGCGGUGCAGAGUCAGCUGCGGGCGGGGGGCGACACCGGCACCAGGAUCCGGCCUCGCCUGCGGACGGGAGCCAGCGCCGCCGUCACCAUGGGCAACAUCUUCGGGAACCUGCUGAAGAGCCUGAUCGGGAAGAAGGAGAUGCGGAUCCUGAUGGUGGGGCUGGACGCCGCCGGGAAGACCACCAUCCUCUACAAGCUGAAGCUGGGGGAGAUCGUCACCACCAUCCCCACCAUAGGGUUCAACGUGGAGACGGUGGAGUACAAGAACAUCAGCUUCACCGUGUGGGACGUGGGUGGGCAGGACAAGAUCCGGCCCCUCUGGCGGCAUUACUUCCAAAACACCCAGGGGCUGAUCUUCGUGGUGGACAGCAACGACCGGGAGCGGGUGAACGAGGCGCGGGAGGAGCUGAUGCGGAUGCUGGCGGAGGACGAGCUGCGGGACGCUGUCCUCCUCGUCUUCGCCAACAAGCAGGACCUGCCCAACGCCAUGAACGCGGCGGAGAUCACGGACAAGCUGGGGCUGCACUCCCUGCGCCACCGUAACUGGUACAUCCAGGCCACCUGUGCCACCAGCGGUGACGGGCUCUACGAGGGGCUCGACUGGCUCGCCAACCAGCUCAAGAACAAGAAGUGAGCGGGUGGCCGCCGGCCCCCCCCCCGGGCCCCCCCCCCGGGGCCGUGCCAGGCCCCCCCCGGCCGCCCCGUCCCCGCCCCGGUUGGGUUUUUGCUUUCUUCUGGCACCGGUUGCUGUGGGGUUUUUCUUCGCCUUUCUUUUGGGGUCUCCUCGGUUCCCCUCGGGUCUCGUGUGUGCGUGCGUGGAAAUACAGCUCGAUAUCACGGGGGUGGGGGCGGGGGCAGAGCCCCGGGGAGCGGAGCAGGGGCUGGGGAGGGGGGGCUAUGCUGGGCCCCCCGGUCCCCGUGCAUGUUCCCGCACCCCUCGCCUUCCUCUGGACCAAAUGUGGGGGCAGCGGGGCCACAGGGGGCAUUUGGGACCAUACACACCUCCCCACCGCACCCCCCCAGCACCCUCUCCUGGCCCUGUGUGCCCCCCCCGGGGGUCCCACACGACCCUGGCCCCCUUCCUCCAUGUAACUUCGAGGCAGGUCUCCUCCCCGCAGCCCCCACGAGGGAGCCAUGGAACUGCUGGGACCCCGUGGUCCCACCAGCCGUGGCCUCCCCACCCCAGCCCUGGCUGCCUGGCCCCCAACCCUAUGCCAGCAUAGUGAUUGUAUGUCCCUGCCCCUCACGGACGGACGGACGGCCCUGUACUGUACCCCCCUCCCCCCCCAGCACCGUAUUUAUACCCCCGGUCUGUGCUUGGUGUGACGUGUCGCUGCGGCUCUGCCCCGUCCGGGGACGUGUGUACUCGCCCCCCACCCCACCCCACGCCUGAGACGGUGGGUGACCCCUGGCCCCCCCCUUGGAUAUUAAACAUGUUUUAUGUA
Messenger RNA from Colius striatus (speckled mousebird), 1482 nucleotides. It is a transcript of the gene ARF3, whose product is annotated as ADP ribosylation factor 3. The coding region runs from base 126 to 671 and encodes 181 amino acids. Gene Ontology annotation, biological process: intracellular protein transport; vesicle-mediated transport. Gene Ontology annotation, cellular component: cytoplasm; plasma membrane. The transcript is spliced from 5 exons. The record is from RefSeq and is a predicted model, not a curated record. Lineage: Eukaryota; Metazoa; Chordata; Aves; Coliiformes; Coliidae. Gene Ontology annotation, molecular function: GTPase activity; GTP binding.